This is a messenger RNA of Dermacentor albipictus, 957 nucleotides long. Its product is annotated as carbonyl reductase [NADPH] 1-like. NCBI's taxonomy places the organism in Eukaryota, Metazoa, Arthropoda, Arachnida, Ixodida, Ixodidae. The record is from RefSeq and is a predicted model, not a curated record. Gene Ontology annotation, molecular function: carbonyl reductase (NADPH) activity.
CAAAACGUCGCAACCAUGUCAUCUCGUGUCGCAGUGGUUACAGGUGGUAACAAGGGCAUUGGGUUCAGCAUAGUCAUCCUGUGUCAACAGUUUGAUGGAGAUGUUUUUCUGACUGCCAGGGACGAGACGCGUGGGAAGGCAGCGGUGGCAGAGCUCAACAAGCAGCUGCUGCGCCCAAAGUUCCACCAGCUGGACAUUGAUGACCUUGACAGUAUUCAAAGACUUCGCGACUUCCUCAAGAGCACUUACGGUGGCCUGGAUGUACUUGUGAACAAUGCUGGCAUUGCCUUGAUGGUCAACUCCACAUCCCCAUUUGCAGAGCAAGCAGAAGUCACUGUGAAGACAAACUUUUUCGGCACACUCAAUGUCUGCAAGGAGCUAUUCCCUUUGUUACGCCCACAUGCCAGGGUGGUGAACUUGAGCAGCGAAUAUGGUAUGCUUAAAAGGAUUCCUGGAGAAGAGGUGAGGAAGAGACUCAGCAACCCUGACAUUACUCUGGUGGAACUGUGCGGCCUCAUGAAGGAGUUUGUGCAGGCUGCAAAAGAUGGCAGGAGUGAUGAAAUGGGUUGGGGGCACUCUACCUACGAUGUGUCCAAGGUUGGCAUCACUGUGCUGAGCUUCAUCCAGCAGCGUGAAUUCAAUGCAGACCCUCGUGAAGAUCUUGUCGUAAAUGCUGUACACCCAGGCUAUGUUGACACAGACAUGUCAAGGCAUUUGGGGCCUUUGACUCCUGACCAAGGUGCUGAUGCUCCAACAUAUUUGGCUCUUCUUCCCCCAAAUAUCAAAUCGCCCAAAGGAGAGUUUGUUUGAAAUGACCGCACGGUGACCCCAUGGGACAAGUAACAGCAGAAGCCAUCAAUGUUGGGACCAGUGGCAUUGCACUUUCGCAUUAAGGAACUCGCUAGCCUGUUUUGUAUUUGCAGGCCUGACACUGAGCCUCUGAACAAAAAGAAGAAA